Psammomys obesus (fat sand rat) is the source of this 1092-nucleotide messenger RNA. It is a transcript of the gene Cox7a2l, whose product is annotated as cytochrome c oxidase subunit 7A-related protein, mitochondrial. The coding region runs from base 76 to 417 and encodes 113 amino acids. The transcript has 3 exons. The record is from RefSeq and is a predicted model, not a curated record. Lineage: Eukaryota; Metazoa; Chordata; Mammalia; Rodentia; Muridae. Gene Ontology annotation, biological process: mitochondrial electron transport, cytochrome c to oxygen; regulation of oxidative phosphorylation; mitochondrial respirasome assembly.
GGCCAAAGGGAACGCCGGGUCCUUCUCUAGGGCGGUCGCACAGGCAGCGGUUCUGUGGAGCCGGGCUUAGCCAACAUGUACUACAAGUUUAGCGGUUUCACGCAGAAAUUGGCUGGAGCUUGGGCUUCGGAAGCCUACAGUCCGCAGGGGCUAAAGCCAGUUUCUGCAGAAACACCGCCCAUCAUAUUUGCCACACCAACCAAACUGACCUCCAAUGUGACAGCAUAUGAUUAUGCUGGGAAGAACAAAGUUCCAGAGCUGCAGAAAUUCUUCCAGAAGGCUGAUGGUGUGCCCAUCCACCUGAAACGAGGCCUUCCCGACCAAAUGCUGUACCGGACCACCAUGGCCCUGACGCUAGGAGGGACCAUCUACUGCCUGAUCGCCCUCUACAUGGCUUCACAGCCCAAGAACAAAUGAUCCGGCCAGAGGGGGCUGGCGUGCUGUGCCACAGAUCCUGUGAAUUUUUAUCUCGCAUUAUUUGUUUUGUUUUUCCACUUGGAUAGUCUACUUAAUAUUUUUUUAAACAAAGGAAAAGAUAAGAAUACAGCAUUUUGGUUCGUAAGAUGCAGAUGGCCUGUCAGAUGUCAGAGUGCAUUUGACAGUUAAAGCUAUUGUUGAAGGAAAUGACCCUGAGCCAUAUUUGUGCUCCUGCUAUCCCUGGAGCUUCUGGAUGAAAGUUGCUCAGGAGCUCAUUGAUGGCUGUCAGUGCUCAGGGUCUCCGAGACUCGGACUGUGUCUAAGCAGGAACCACAGGAACCUUUCUGGGUGUAGUGGCUGAGGGAGGAAGACGAAAGCCAGAGGUCAAGCGUGUGGAAUGAGGGAUUUGAGUUAGCCACCUGGGGACUUUUCCACCAUGCAGUAAAAUGUUAAUAGGAAUUCGCACUCUGCCUCUAUUUAUUGAGCAUCAUUUGUCUUGCCCACAUCUUUAGUAGAAUGUCAUGUGUUUUUUCUGUCAUGGGAAAGAGCACCUGUCAGUGCCGCACCUUACACAGACAUCCCAGAAAGUCUCCUUGAACCAUGCUGUGGCUUCAAGUUAGGGUUUAUUUAACUGAAGGGUAAAUACAUGAAUAAAAAUUUUUAGUUUUAAAUGUA